UUCAUUUGGUGGCACAUUUGUGUGGUGUACCUUUAAAUUCCAAAGAAACUAAAGAGUCUGAACUUAGUUGGAAAAAAUCACUAGCAGCAUGGAAGCGACUUGUCGCUUAUGUUAGCAAAUUAACACCUUUCCAACUCCCGGUUAAUGGUGCCGUUGAACCGAUCCAAACAUUUCUUGAGAAAAAUUCUCCUCCUUUAUUGCAUAUAGCUCUCUCCAACUUUGAAAACACAAAAAAAUGCAAAAAACUCCUUGAUGAUUCGGAACAAGCAUCCCACAUGGUUGAUGACAUGAAACAAGUAAUUCAGAAGCCUCCAGCACCAAGUUCUCAUCACAAACAACACCAUCCCAAAAAAAAAACAAGAAUCGCAAACAAGAGAUGCUGUCGACGGAGAUAUGAAUGCAAACCUAGAAAAAACCGCCAAAAUCUUGAAACAACAGAAAAAAUUUAUCGCAAACGCACACAAAGUAGUUGAAACCCAACAAGACAAAAUUGAUCAGGUUUUAGAAAAGUUUGCUGCACUGGCUACAUUUUUAGAAACAUAUGGCCUAGAUGACAACUUGGAAGCAAAAAUCGCGUCUGCAUCGUCUGAAGAGAACAAGAAUGAGAGAGAGAAAAAAAUGUUGGACAAACUGCGACGUGUGUACGAACGUAUCAAAGAAAACGCGAAAAAGGAGGGAAAAACAGAAGUAAAGAAGGACGAGAUAGCGACGAUCGGGAAAGAGCUCGAAAAGCUUCAACUUUGCCAGGAAGUUCUCGAUAAUAUAUUCAAAAAUUAAAUAUUCAAUCACUGUUUACCUAAAUAUAAGUUUUAAUAAUUGGAAA
Molecule: messenger RNA, 823 nt
Organism: Zophobas morio
Lineage: Eukaryota; Metazoa; Arthropoda; Insecta; Coleoptera; Tenebrionidae
Exons: 4
Coding region: 394-777 (127 amino acids)
Source: RefSeq, a predicted model, not a curated record